CUGAUGGCUACGCAAAAUCUGGCGUCAUUUGUGGCGCAGUUGAGAUGAAAGAUGGACAGCUUGGCGCGGCAUCCCUCCUGACUUGUCUUUAUACGAUAUUGAUAUCAAUAAUAAUUACCAUUUACCGGUGUAUACCAAUACGGUAUUGUGAUUAAUUGCGUUAGGAUAUGUGAUAACAAUGAACCGCUGCAUAUUAUUCUCACCUAAACUUUGUGGAAGGUGUUGCCAAGAAAGCAGUUUGUUAAGCCGAAGAUGGAAGAGCAAAAAAGCGGAUCACUGGGCGAAUUUGAAGCGCCGGCAGACGGGGCCAGCGCUGGCAAUGAAGCACUUUGACCACUUCUACCCGGAGACUUACGGCGCGCGCUGGCGCUCGAUGCGGCUGGCUCUGCUGUGUCGCUCCAAGCCGGCCGCUCUGGUCAACCACUUCGGCGACGUAGCCGGCACGUGCGACCGGCUGACGGAGACUGGAAGUAUCGACCUUACGGCAGAGCUGCGCAGUCAGAUCUCUCGGCUGCGAUUGUCUGGCUCCACGGUCGACCAAACCCCAUCUACUCCCUCUCCUCACUCCUCUCCCACCUCUGCCACCUCUGCCUCCGCUCCUGAGGAGGAGGCAGACGCGGCCGGUCGGCUGCGGGUCCUGGAGCCCACAGACGUAUCCUCCGCCGUUCUGCACGACUACGUGCCGGCCAGUCAGCUGCACGGAGAUGAUGACUGGCUGGAGGAGGGCGACUACUUCCAGUUCGCGCAGGAGGACGGCAGUCUGCGAGUGGCCGUGGAUCGGGACGGACCGAUUACCAUCCCAGAGACGCUGAGGCUCUUCAGUUACCCGGCCGGAGACAUCUCUCGCUUCCCUCACCCGCAGACCUCCGGCUCGGGGGCCAAAGACUACUACCCGAUGGACGCGGCGUCUCUGCUGCCUGUACUGGCGCUGGACGUACAGCCAGGGGACUCUGUCCUGGACCUGUGCGCGGCGCCCGGUGGGAAGGCACUGGCUAUCCUGCAGACACUGCGGCCAGCGUCACUGGUGUGUAACGACGUCCAGGCGGGUCGGGUGCGUCGGCUCAAACAAGUGCUGCUCGACUACCUGCCCGAGGCCGACCGGUGGCCCUGUGAGGUGAAGGUGACCAAAAUGGACGGACGCCGCCUCCAGGACAGGGAGCAGUACGAUAAGGUGCUGGUGGACGUGCCGUGUUUCUCCGACCGGCACGUGCUGUCGGAGGAGGAGAACAACCUGUUCGCCAUCAGCCGGUCCCGCGAGAGGAUCCAGAUCCCGCAGCUGCAGACGGACCUGCUCAGGCGGGCGGUGGAGGCGGUCCGCCCGGGCGGCACGGUCGUCUACUCCACGUGUACUCUAUCUCCGGUUCAGAACGACGGCGUGGUGCACAUGGCGCUGAAGAUGUUGUGGGAGGACACGGAUGUGCAGGUGGUGGUGAAGGACAUGACGCAGGCCAUGCGACCCUUCUACGGCGCCUUCUGGUUCGCCCGUGGCUGCGGAGUCAAGUAUGGCCAGAUGGUGCUGCCCUCUGUGGUCAACAACUUCGGACCCAUGUACUUUGCCAAAAUUGUCAGGGUGAAGUAGUCUUGGCUGUGCUCGGUGUGUAUGUAUUUGAAUGUUUUUAUAAAAUAAAUACUAUGUACAUUAA
This is a messenger RNA of Amphibalanus amphitrite, 1643 nucleotides long. RefSeq names its product 5-methylcytosine rRNA methyltransferase NSUN4-like. The transcript is spliced from 8 exons. The record is from RefSeq and is a predicted model, not a curated record. Lineage: Eukaryota; Metazoa; Arthropoda; Thecostraca; Balanomorpha; Balanidae. Gene Ontology annotation, molecular function: methyltransferase activity. Gene Ontology annotation, biological process: RNA methylation. Bases 179 to 1579 code for a protein of 466 amino acids.